This is a messenger RNA of Magallana angulata, 423 nucleotides long. RefSeq lists its product as uncharacterized. The record is from RefSeq and is a predicted model, not a curated record. The transcript has a single exon. NCBI's taxonomy places the organism in Eukaryota, Metazoa, Mollusca, Bivalvia, Ostreida, Ostreidae. The coding region runs from base 1 to 423 and encodes 140 amino acids.
AUGGAUCACUUUGACCGCCACCAGAUCCUUUGUGACCAUCAACAUGGUUUCAGAUCCAAAAGAUCUUGUGAAACACAACUCCUGAUAACACUAGACAAAAUUGGCAAGAAUUUAGACCAAGGAGAACAGACAGACAUCAUCCUGCUUGAUUUCUCCAAAGCCUUUGACAAAGUGCCCCACAAGAGACUCCUCCAAAAAAUGGACUAUUACGGAAUACGUGGAGUAACACUCAAAUGGAUACAAGACUUCCUAAGCAAGAGAACACAAUCCGUAUUGCUUGAAGGGCAUAAGUCUGGCCCCCUAGACGUCAUCUCAGGGGUGCCUCAGGGAACAGUCAUCGGACCCCUAUUAUUUCUGGCUUCAUUAAUGACCUGCCACAAUCAACAUCUUCUGAGGCAAGGUUAUUUGCAGACGAUUGCCUAG